Pyricularia pennisetigena is the source of this 1770-nucleotide messenger RNA. RefSeq lists its product as uncharacterized. The record is from RefSeq and is a predicted model, not a curated record. The coding region runs from base 1 to 1770 and encodes 589 amino acids. Gene Ontology annotation, biological process: nuclear-transcribed mRNA poly(A) tail shortening. NCBI's taxonomy places the organism in Eukaryota, Fungi, Ascomycota, Sordariomycetes, Magnaporthales, Pyriculariaceae. The transcript is spliced from 4 exons. Gene Ontology annotation, molecular function: RNA binding; poly(A)-specific ribonuclease activity. Gene Ontology annotation, cellular component: cytoplasm.
AUGGCAAGCCAGUCGUUCUGGACCGGUUUGGAAACUGCUGCCGGCAGAAUCAUUGAUAUCGAUGCAAACAGUUUUUGGAGGCUGCUGCCACAAGUCCUCGAAGAAAUUGCCAGCGCCGAGUAUGUUUCGUUUGACCUGGAAAUGACCGGUAUUCGUGUCAAGAACGGUCUCUCAAACAGGCAAGACAAGUUUUCGGUCGAUGAAUAUUAUGCUGCUGCCUGCGAAGUUGCCCAGACUUUUCAGAUCAUUGAGUUCGGAUCCUACGGAUGGACUGCCUACAACUUCCGGCUAGCACCCUGGUACCUAGGUGACAACCGAACUCAUCUAGCACUGGCCAAAUUUCUUGACCGUCGAUACACUCUGUCCAGCAACAGUUUUAGAUUUCUCAGAGACAAUAGAAGGGAUGACAUUACGUCACUGGCCCUUGAGAGUGGUAUCAUGUACCUAAGCAGACAAGAGACUGAAGAGGCGUACAAAUACUUCAUCGAUCCUGAUAAGAAGGUGCGGAAUCUGAUCGAUCUCAACAAAGAAAGCUUGGAAGCCAAAUUGUUUUACGACUGGUUACGGAGUGCCAUUACCUUGUGGCUCCGGGAUCCCCACAAACUUGAGUGGCUCAAUAUUGAAAAUCCUCGCGGGGAGAGCCUCAGUAACUUGCAACGCCGUCUUGUGUAUCAAAUUUUGGAGUCUGAGUUCAGCUAUGACUAUCUACGCGCAGUCCCGAAGUGCAACAAUAGUUUUAUGCAAAUCACUCAGAAAGGCGUUGAUGCGGCCGAGGAGACGGUGAGGCCCCCUCAUCAGAAUAUUUUGGCCCAGGUCCAGGCUGACCAGAGCCAGGCAAUGCUCCAGCGCAUAAGUGAGCGCAAGGCAGCAAUCAGAGAACAGACAGGAUUUCGAUUUGUCUUUGAAGCUCUCAUCGGCGGCGAUUUCGCAGAUGAGAUUGAUCUCGGGCUCCUGCUGACUCCCGAAGAAUAUCGGACUGAAGGGACUGCGACAGAUACCAGGGCUAAGCUGCGAGCGAUCGAAGCUAAAGCCAAAGCGAGAGCCAGAAUCACUAUCGGCCACAACUCCCUCUUUGAUCUCUGCUUCAUGUAUCAUUCUUUCAUCGGAACACUGCCUACUGACCUUCAGCAGUUUAAGAUUGAUAUACAAGCCAUGUUUCCUCGAUAUGUCGACACAAAAUACAUGGCAACACAGGAUGCCAAAAACAUCGAAGUUGACCAACCACUUGGAGAGCUCUACUGCACAGUACAGUCACAAGAGCUGCCCUUGUUUCACCCAAAGGCACCACUGUGUCGUGGUAGCCAUCAAGCGGGAUAUGAUACCCCCCGCUGCCCUCCCGAUGCUCCAAGGCAAUCAAAUAUACUGCUGAGACAUCUGUCGUCAGCGCCCGAACUUCUUACAGCAGUCAAUAGCACCACUUUCACGGUGCCUGCUGCCCAACUGGACUUGCUGGAUUUGACAACAGUGCGCGAUGGUGUCUGCAGCGUCACUGGGCCCUUCUCGCUGUUGGAUCAUCAGGAUGGUGCGAAAUCGCUGCGGCCUCGCGAGGGCAGCCUAAUAGAUACCGAUGCUCUCGAAAUAGUCGAUGCUGUCCCUUUGAUACCAGCUCGUGGCUCUAGGUCGACAGACUGCUCAGUUGAUAAAAAACUUGUGAUCGACGAAGAAGUUUCGACUGACGCUCACCGGAUUGAUGGAUGGAACUCGCCCAUUUUUCGGCUUGUUGGGAGCAGGCUUCGCGCAGCCCAAGGUGUCAUCGAUCCUGCUUCCUGA